GAGGUCCCUUCCAGCCCUGAGAUUGUAGGAGCCCUGGAUCCCCCCCCCCCCCCAGGUGCGAUGGAGCCCGUCUCUCUGGCCGGGGCCCCCCCAACCCCCUCUGCCCCCCAGGUGUGAUGGAGCCCGUCUCUCUGGCCGGGGCCCCCCCAACCCCCUCUGCCCCCCAGGUGUGAUGGAGCCCGUCUCUCUGGCCUGGGCCCCCCCAACCCCCUCUGCCCCCCAGGUGCGAUGGAGCCCGUCUCUCUGGCCGGGGCCCCCCCAACCCCCUCUGCCCCCCAGGUGCGAUGGGGGCCGUCUCUCUGUCCGGGGCCCCCCCUAACCCCCUCUGCCCCCCAGGUGCGAUGGAGCCCGUCUCUCUGGCCGGGGUGCUCUGGGCCGUCGUGCUGGUUCUCCCAGCCGUGCUGGCCACGGCUCUCUGCAUCGGCUGCCGGGACACCGGCUCCCCUGGAGCAGAGUGGGCCGGACCCCCCCUGCCCCCACCCCUAACGCUGCGCCCUGCUCUCUCGGCAGCCCACGGAGCCCAGGCGGUCGGGGACUACGAGUACAAACCCCCACCUUGUGUCCCCCCCAACAGCUUCAUGGUGCUGACCCGAGCCAACUAUCCCUCCAGGAACCAGAUCAAACAGCAACCGGUGGCGCCCGCUGAGCAGUUCCUGUCCAUCCCGCGAUCCCCACAGGCGCCCCAGAGCCGCCAAGUCUCCUUCACCAGGACAGAGACCGACAACGACAGCGUCCCCAGCUACGAGAACGAGGAGCGGCCCCGUGGGGAUGACGACGACAACGACUAUAACAACGAGAUCUACAUCCCCGGCUACGUGGAGGUGCUUCCCGACAGCGUCACCGAGACGUCCCCCACGGAGCUGGUCACCUCGGGGCCGGAGCUCAGGGACAGCGUGUCCUCAGUGGCAAUGGGGGAUGAGUACGAGAACAUGCCGGAGGCCCAGAGGGAGUCGCUGGCCGACAGCCUGGAGUACGUCAACAUGCCAGAGCCUGGCUCCAGCCUCCCUGACGCCCACUACGGCGCCAGCGACCGGGAGAGUGAGGACGAUGGGCCCGAUUACGAGAACCUGCACCGCUGAGCGCGAGGCAGACCCCCAGCUCUGGAGAGCGACACCCCCCCCCCCCUGCGGGGAACCUGCCUUCGAGGAGCGAACCAACAGCUGGAUGAGCCCCCAGGAACCUCGCCACAGGGGGGCCUGAGAACCCCCCCCCC
Messenger RNA from Mauremys mutica (yellowpond turtle), 1213 nucleotides. RefSeq names its product linker for activation of T-cells family member 1-like. The coding region runs from base 285 to 1079 and encodes 264 amino acids. Gene Ontology annotation, biological process: signal transduction. The transcript is spliced from 12 exons. NCBI's taxonomy places the organism in Eukaryota, Metazoa, Chordata, Testudines, Geoemydidae. The record is from RefSeq and is a predicted model, not a curated record. Gene Ontology annotation, cellular component: membrane.